AUGGCGACGGAGACAGAUAACCAGAGCGCCGGCGCCGGCGCCGGCGGCAGCGGCAGCGGCAGCGGCCCCCUGAGAGGUUCUAGGAAGGAAGGGCAGAAGCUCCUAUUGGGGAGGUACGAGGUGGGGAAGCUGCUCGGCCAUGGGACGUUCGCGAAGGUCUACCAUGCGAGGAACGCGAGGACGGGGGAGAGCGUAGCGAUCAAGGUGCUGGACAAGGAGAAGAUCCUCAAGGGGGGGAUGAUGGCGCACAUCAAGCGGGAGAUUGCCAUCCUCCGGCGGGUCCGCCACCCGAACAUCGUGCAGCUGUUCGAGGUUAUGGCCACCAAGACCAAGAUCUACUUCGUAAUGGAGUAUGUCCGCGGUGGGGAGUUGUUCGGGAGGGUGGCCAAGGGGCGGCUCCGAGAGGAGACGGCGCGGAAAUACUUUCAGCAGCUCAUCUCCGCCGUCGCGUUCUGCCACGCUCGCGGGGUGUACCAUCGCGAUCUGAAGCCGGAGAAUCUCCUCCUGGAUGAUAAGGGGGAUUUGAAGGUGUCCGAUUUCGGCCUCAGCGCCGUGUCGGAGCAGAUCCGCCAGGAUGGGCUCUUCCACACCUUCUGUGGCACCCCGGCGUACGUCGCCCCCGAGGUGCUCGCCCGCAAGGGCUACGACGCCGCCAAGGUCGACAUCUGGUCCUGCGGUGUGAUCCUCUUCGUGCUGAUGGCGGGAUACCUACCUUUCCACGACCAGAACGUCAUGGCCAUGUAUCGGAAGAUCUACAAGGGGGAGUUCCGGUGCCCCAGGUGGUUCUCUCCCGAACUCAUUCGCCUGCUGAACCGUCUUCUGGACACGAACCCUGAUACACGGAUGAACAUACCAGACAUCAUGGAGAAUCGUUGGUUCAAGAAGGGCUUCCGUCACAUUCGGUUCUACAUCGAGGAUGACCGCCUCUACAACCUCGAUGACACCGCCACCCUUGACACAGUCGAUUCCGAGAAAUCAGAGUCGGAAGCAGAGUCGGAAGCCGACUCGGAAUCCUCCACUUCCUCCCUUUCGGAUGGAUUCAAGCAAAGGCGCGCAGGGCUGGGGCUGCCGCGGCCGUCCAGCCUGAACGCCUUUGAUAUCAUAUCCUUCUCCCGUGGAUUUGAUCUCUCGGGGCUGUUUGAGGAGACGGGAGAGGAGUCGAGGUUCGUCUCUGGGGAGCCAAUAUCGAAGAUUAUAUCCAAAUUGGAGGAAAUUGCGAAGGUCGUGAGCUUCUCUGUGAGGAAGAAAGAUUGCCAGGUGAGCCUGGAAGGAACAAGGGAAGGUGUGAAUGGCCCUCUGACAAUAGCUGCUGAGAUAUUCGAGCUCACACCCUCAUUGGUAGUGGUGGAGGUCAAGAAGAAGGCAGGGGACAAGGGAGAAUACGAGGAGUUCUGCAACAGGGAACUCAAGCCUGGGCUGCAGAACCUCAUGUAUGGGGAAUCUGCUGCCCCUGCAAUUAUUGCUUCUGACACGGAAUAG
Molecule: messenger RNA, 1479 nt
Organism: Spirodela intermedia
Lineage: Eukaryota; Viridiplantae; Streptophyta; Magnoliopsida; Alismatales; Araceae
Source: the annotation of a GenBank genome assembly